Messenger RNA from Egretta garzetta (little egret), 3930 nucleotides. It is a transcript of the gene PTPRC, whose product is annotated as protein tyrosine phosphatase receptor type C. The transcript is spliced from 33 exons. NCBI's taxonomy places the organism in Eukaryota, Metazoa, Chordata, Aves, Pelecaniformes, Ardeidae. Bases 123 to 3872 code for a protein of 1249 amino acids. Gene Ontology annotation, molecular function: protein binding; protein tyrosine phosphatase activity. Gene Ontology annotation, biological process: protein dephosphorylation; negative regulation of protein kinase activity; positive regulation of peptidyl-tyrosine phosphorylation. The record is from RefSeq and is a predicted model, not a curated record.
GAGAGUUUGUGAGUGGUUAGUUUGGUGUAGCAGAGGAAGCAACUUCUUCACAGAUAAGCAGGCAGUGCAAUAGAGAGACACAUGCUGUUUCAUAAGGACACGCCUGAUUUCCAGAAAUAACCAUGUUUUUAUGGCUUAAACUCUUAGCAUUUGGCGUUGUGUUUCUGACACAGGAUGAUUUUGCCAAAGCAGGAGAUGAAAAUGUGGCAAAAACCAGCUCUCCCUCCCUUACGUCACCUCCACCUGCACGCUCCACAUCACUCUCACCUCCAGGCACUGCUGAAGCAGGAGAUGAAAAUGUAGCAAACGGCAGCUCUCCCUCUCUUAUGUCAUCUCCACCUGCACGCUCCACAGCACUCUCACCUCCAGGCACUGCUGAAGGAGAUGAGCCAACAGCAACUACACCUGGUGUCUCUCCUGCAGACAGCCCAUACCUCCCCACGCACGCAGGCUCCGUCCCUGCCAUGGGACUCAGCAACCCAACACUCAGCAGCACUGCUGCCCUCACCACACGCACUCCCAUUGCCUUCAAGAAUGCUUCAUCAGAUGAUUACAAUUCAACAACCUUGCACAGCACCACCUCACCAGUCAGCACGCCAACAAACACUGGGAUCACCCCCACUCUCACAAUAGGUUCUUCCAUGACAACAACUGAAGACCCUUGUGAUCGUAUUCAAUUCAGCAUACAAAAUGUAGAUCAGAAUAACAUGGCUAACGUUACAUUGACGAAUCUCAGAAAUAGCAGAGAAUAUUUUAUCUGGGGGCCUAACAAGACCAUAAAUGUGAAUUCCAGCACAAUACCACUUCUGAGAUGCAAGGAAUACAGAGUUACAGUUAAAGGUAGAAAUUGCUCGGACAAAUAUCUUCGUAUUCCGCCUGAUAACAGCACAAAUCCUUUUGAAGUUAAGGUUAAUGACAGCACAUUUGCAGUGGUAUGUUGGCAAAAGUCAGUUGCAUGUGCUAAUGUGACUCUUAGCUGUAAAGAUCUACAGACCCCAAACAUUACAGAAAAUUCAACUUGUACAUAUCUGAAUGCUUUAUCACCCAACCGUCAGUACAACUGCACUGGUACUGUACAGUUUUUCGAAGAGAUUCACAACCACCACUUCUGUGUUGAGACAGAUUAUGGUGCUCCAGAAAAACCGAAAAACCUUACAGUACAAUCUUAUAAAACACAUGUGACAGUUAGCUGGGACGCACCUAGUAACAGUUCAAAAGGUCCUGUACAUGGCUAUAGGGUGAACUGCAGUGGCAGAGAGGACGAUGUCAGCACAACUAAUGCUACUUGCAGUAACUUAAAACCUUUUACCAAUGGUUCUGUAGAAGUGACUCCAUAUACGAAAAGCAAAUAUAAUAAUAAUAAAUUCUUUGGAGAAACUGAAACAUGUCACUUUAGAACACAACCAUCAGAACCAAUGAAGGUGACUGCAGUUAAUGUAAAAUUGACAGCUGAUAAUGCUGUCCAAAUUCAGUGCAAAAAUCAAGCAGUGAAUGGAGAAAAAACAGUAUUUGAAUUGACUUGGGAAAAUGAUGGACUAACCAACAGCAGAGAAAAUGUAUGUGAUUUUCAAAGAGAAAAUCUCUUGUACUUGACAACCUAUACAUUUAAGAUCUUAGUGUUUAAUGGACAAUAUAAAGGGAAGCCAGUAAUGGAGAGUAUAAGAACCAGAUAUAAUUCUAGAGCCCUGAUUAUAUUCUUGGCAUUCUUGAUCUUUGUGACAUCAAUUGCUUUAUUACUGGUUCUGUACAAAAUCUAUGAUCUUCACAAAAAAAAGCUUAGCAAUUCUUCUGAAGGUGUGAACCUUGUUGCGGUUAAAGAUGAUGACAAGCAACUUCUGAACAUAGAGCCAAUACCUGCAGAGCAAUUGCUGGACAUGUAUAAGAGGAAGAUUGCUGAUGAAGGAAGACUUUUCUUGGAUGAAUUUCAGAGUAUUCCUAGAGUUUUCACUAAAUUUUCAAUAAAGGAGGCCAAAAAAAGCCAUAAUCAGAACAAAAACCGUUACAUUGAUAUCCUUCCAUAUGAUCAUAACCGUGUUGAGCUCUCAGAGAUCCCAGGAGACCCAGGAUCAGACUAUAUCAAUGCAAGUUAUAUUGAUGGCUUCAAAGAACCAAGAAAAUACAUUGCUGCACAAGGCCCCAAGGAUGAAACCACAGAUGAUUUCUGGAGAAUGAUCUGGGAACAGAAGGCAACAAUCAUUGUCAUGGUGACUCGCUGUGAAGAAGGAAAAAGGAACAAAUGUGCCCAGUACUGGCCAUCAAUGGAGAAUGGCUCUGCAACAUAUGGGGACAUCAUUGUGAAGAUCAAUGAAAGUAAGACGUGUCCAGACUAUGUCAUUCAGAAACUACACAUCACAAAAGGAAGAGAAAGGACAGCUGGAAGAGAUGUCACUCAUAUUCAGUUCACAAGCUGGCCAGACCACGGAGUCCCUGAGGAUCCACAUCUCCUUCUCAAACUCCGACGCAGAGUUAAUGCUCUCAGCAACUUUUUUAGUGGUCCAAUAGUUGUUCAUUGCAGUGCAGGUGUUGGGCGCACUGGGACAUACAUAGGAAUUGAUGCCAUGCUGGAGGGGCUGGAUGCAGAAGGCAGAGUGGAUGUUUAUGGCUAUGUUGUGAAGCUGCGUCGGCAGCGGUGCCUCAUGGUUCAAGUAGAGUCACAGUACAUCCUUAUCCAUCAAGCGCUAGUGGAAUACAAUCAGUAUGGAGAAACAGAGGUCAGUCUCUCAGAACUGCAUUCCUAUCUUAACAAUCUGAAAAGAAAAGAUUCUCCGAGUGAUCCUUCUCUACUGGAGGCAGAGUUUCAGAGAUUACCUUCCUAUAAGGGGUGGCGGACACAGAACACUGGGAAUCGUGAGGAAAAUAAAAGCAAAAAUAGGAAUGCCAACAUAAUUCCAUAUGACUUUAACCGAGUGCUGAUCAGGCACGAAGACGAAUGCAAUAAGGAGGGUGAACACGAUUCAGACGAUUCCUCAGAUGAGGACAGUGACUGUGAGGAAUCAAGCAAAUAUAUCAAUGCUUCCUUCAUAACUGGUUACUGGGGUCCGAAAGCCAUGAUUGCAACACAGGGACCACUGCAGGAAACGAUCUCUGACUUCUGGCAAAUGGUCUUCCAAAGAAAAGUCAAAGUCAUUGUUAUGCUGACAAAGCUGAGUGAAGAAGAUCAGGACAUCUGUGCGCAGUACUGGGGAGAAGAAAAACAAACGUAUGAUGGCAUAGAGGUUCAAAUGACAGAUGCCAACUGUUGUCAUACCUAUACCAUACGUGCAUUUGAUGUUACACAUCUGAAGACGAAAGAAACACAGAAGGUGUAUCAGUAUCAGUACCACAAGUGGAGUGGCUUGGAUGUUCCAGAAAACCCCAAGGAUUUAGUCAGCAUGAUUCUCAACCUUAAACAAAAAGUCCCAGCUAGACCAGCCACUGAAGACAGCAAGAGUACCCGCAGUGUCCCGCUCGUUGUCCACUGCCGUGAUGGAUCACAGCAGACCGGUGUAUUUUGUGCUUUAAUGACCCUCUUGGAAAGUGCAGAAAUAGAAGAAGUAAUAGAUGUUUUCCAAGUAGUAAAAGCUCUUCGUCGCACCAGGCUGGGAGUGGUCUCCACCUUUGAACAAUACCAAUUUCUGUAUGACACCAUUGCCAGCAUCUACCCUGCACAGAAUGGACAAAUAAAGAAGAACAGCCAUCAGGAAGAUAAAGUUGAAUUUUGCAGUGAAGUAGAAAAAACAGAUCAGGAAGCUGAUUUGAUCACUAUUGAUCUUGCCCCACCACCGCCAGAGGAAAAUGAGCUUUCUGAAGCAUGUGAUGGUUCUAAGGCUGCAGAUAGCACUAAGGGAACAGAAAGCUCUACAAACGGCCCCACAACUCCAGUCCUAAAUUAGAAGCUCUUCUAAAGAAAAAAAAAAAGAAGUGCUUUUUCAUGAGCAAAAUAUCUUAAAA